AUUUCUAUAUUAAGAAUCAACGAUUUUAGCGUCGUCUUCUUAAACUUUCACUAUUUAUUUAUGCUCAACUUGACAGAGUUCGAAAGUCGGUAUAAUCUCUUUCUCAAGCGGAGCGAUUGGCAUUUCUGUGUUGUUCGCUGAAAUCACGCAUUUGCAGAUCCAAAGAUUGGGCGUUGAAACAGGGGAGGUGCCUGCCAAAAUGAGGUUAUGGCUCUGUUUUCUGCUACACAUUUUACUCUUUACUGCUGCGAAAAUUAAGGCGGGACCUGCGGAAGAUUUAAUCGAUAGACUUCCGGGACAACCGGAAGUAAAUUUCAAGCAGUACGGGGGAUAUGUUACGGUAGACAAGAAGGCAGGACGGGCUUUGUAUUAUUAUUUUGUGGAAGCAGAAAAUGAUACGCAAUCCACGCCUCUUACCCUGUGGCUCAACGGAGGGCCGGGUUGUUCUUCACUUGGAGGGGGUGCAUUUACUGAGUUAGGCCCAUUUUAUCCACUUGGAGAUGGUCGAGGACUUAGGAGAAAUUCACAAUCUUGGAACAAAGUAUCAAACCUCCUUUUUGUAGAAUCUCCUGUUGGAGUAGGAUGGUCUUACUCAAACACUACUUCAGACUAUAACCGUGGUGAUGAAUCCACAGCUAUGGACAUGCUCACAUUUCUUUCAAAUUGGAUACAAAGGUUUCCCGAGUAUGCAUUUAGAGACCUAUUUUUAGCAGGAGAAAGCUAUGCAGGUCAUUAUAUACCACAAUUAGCAGCUAAGGUGAUAAAAUAUAAUGAAGGAAAUACAAGCUAUAAAUUCAACCUUAAGGGGGUACUUAUUGGUAAUCCACUACUUGUACUCAAUGUUGAUAGCAUAGCAACUUUCGACUACUAUUGGUCACAUGGAUUGACAUCUGAUGAAUCUUAUAUUUCUUUCAAGAAAAAAUGUGUUGAUAUUACAAAUUCCAACAAGGAGUGUGAUGACAUAAUAGAUGAGAUUGAAAAUGAAGUUGGUAACUAUGUUGAUCCCUAUGACGUAAUAGUUGAUAUUUGUCCCACAGAGCUUAUUGAACAAGAGCUCCGAUUACAAAAAAAGGUAACCCACAUGAGCCUUGGAACUGAUGUUUGCGUGGAUUAUGAGAGAUCAUUUUAUUUCAAUUUGCCUGAUGUUCAAAAAUCACUUCAUGCAAAUACAACAAAUUUACCAUAUGGUUGGAGCAUGUGUAGCGGCAUUCAAUUUCAUAAGGUUUUGUAAAGGAUAUCCUACUUUUUGUAAAAUCCAUCCAAACCCUUCCCGAGGUAAACAAAUAACUUGGAAAAUGUAUAAAUGCUCCAUUCCAUGAUGAAAAAGUGCCAAAA
This is a messenger RNA of Cryptomeria japonica (Japanese cedar), 1335 nucleotides long. RefSeq names its product serine carboxypeptidase-like 42. Lineage: Eukaryota; Viridiplantae; Streptophyta; Pinopsida; Cupressales; Cupressaceae. Bases 200 to 1231 code for a protein of 343 amino acids. The record is from RefSeq and is a predicted model, not a curated record. Gene Ontology annotation, biological process: proteolysis. The transcript has 9 exons. Gene Ontology annotation, molecular function: serine-type carboxypeptidase activity.